AUGAGUGCUGCAUCACGCGCGAAGAGAAAUAGGCCCCAUGGAGGUGCUAUGGUGCCAGAAUCCAACUCUUUGCUUUCUAGAAAGGAGGAAAACGUCCAAUUACACGAUGAAGCCGACUUGGUCAAUUUCAGAACUGACGCUUAUACUAGAUUCGUGAAUAAUCAGGAUUUAUUAGAGAAUGUCACACUGAAACCAUUUCACACGCUGGCCAUUUCACCUCCAUCAUCGUUCCCGGUGCAUUCCAAGCCUAAAUACGAAGAUUCGGCUACAGAUGAGGAAGUUCUAAAAGUUUUAAAGGAAAUGAAGCCAGAUGAGCUAUUUUUGGGUGACUUGCGCCUAAUGAAAGCAAAGAUGCUGCUCUCCUUGAAGGAGUUACAUGAUGCUGAGAAGGAGUUUGAGGAGCUAAGUCCUAAAGUAGUGUUUAGCGAGAAAACCAUCUUCCAAGGAGCUGCUAUCGAGAAGCUAGCGUCUCUCCAGCGCUCUUGCAACGACAUGGAAGCGUUGGAGGCACUCAACGAAGCUAUGGAGGAGACGUUGGCUCAGUACAAACGGCAAUUUUCGGGUACUCUUGAAGUACAACAGGAAUCAUACAAAAAGUUUUCUGUUCCUGUGAGUGAAUUGGCACCAGACCUCGAAGUCAAGCAAGCUCCGCCGCUGUAUAAUCCAAGGCUGAUCAUGUCAUUUAUUGACAUUAAUGGUGAGCCCAACAAUAGAGGCAUGGGGGGCCAAGCAUUCAACGAGAACGCUAACAUGUUACUCGAUACAGAAAAGUUGGCAGGCCAGCUUCCCUUCAUGAACAAUGGAAUGCAGGGUAAUGACGAUUUCAGCAUGAUGAUGGAACUGGAGCCUAAGAGUGGUAACGCUGCUUCCAGACAUCCAAGCGGUCCGGCGUCUGUUGAGUAUUCGAGUGCUACACCUUACAGUGGAUCAAACUACAAUGUGGAUAGCGGAAACUUUAAUCAGACAGAGUAUGCCAAUGAGAACAAGGCGGCUGGACCUGGCUCCAGUGGACCAGGGCCAAUCCGGAAUAACAACCAAGAUAAUGGCGGCAAUGAAGAUGUUAAUAUGGAUGAGCUCAAUCAAUUUUUGGCCGAGCCUACCGAUAAUGAUGCGAUGGUGGAUAUGGAUGCAUUGAUGAACUUUGACCAAGAUAAUGACAAUGGCGAAGGUCUUAUUGGAGACAAUGAGUUCAAUGUGAACUUCCUCAGUCAGAUGGACAAUGACAUGUAG
Messenger RNA from Sungouiella intermedia, 1230 nucleotides. The record is from the annotation of a GenBank genome assembly. Lineage: Eukaryota; Fungi; Ascomycota; Pichiomycetes; Serinales; Metschnikowiaceae.